GUAUAAGAACCAGUUUAAUUGUGUGAUGUUGACAACAUCUACACGUUGCGAAGUCGCAAUGCCGCGAACAGUGAAAUUGGAAACCUUGUUAUCAUAUUUAUCAGAAAAAUCGAGUGACGCCCCACAGAGCAUGAUGACAAUAGGAAAAUAAUGCGAAAAGUUCGCCGACUUUUGUUCUUUGUUUGCAUUGCAUUCUUAAUUAUAAGUGGAUUUUACAUUUUUAAUGGCGUUUUGCAGAGUAUUUUUGAUGCACGAAAUGGCGUACACAUCAUCACUGAAAUCGAUCGCUUUGGAGAGGUUCACUCUAUUCCCUUAAGGAACUUCAACCCGGACAAUUUUCUUAAAAAUUACAGAGAGGAAAGAAACAAGGACUAUGGCUAUAAUGUCAACAAGAGUUUUAACAUACCUUGGAACAGAACAGUCGCCGAUCAAAGACCACAAAGUUGCAAAUACGCACUAAGACCUACUAAGGCUCUGCCCACUGCCUCCAUUAUCAUUGUUCUCCAGAAUGAGGCUCCGUCUGUUGUACUCAGGAUGGUGAUGAGCAUCCUGAGGCAAUCGUCACCAAAUCUUGUGAAGGAAAUUCUUAUCAUUGAUGAUGGUGGAAGAGAAACUGAUUUUUAUCACAGAUCUCUCUCCACAAUUCCUAAAGUGUCUGUUUAUGCAGACCAUAAGACCAUUCCUGAAGGAAAUGGUCCAGUUGCCUCCCUUUUAAUCGGAGCAGAAAAAGCUACAGGGGAGGUGUUAGUUCUCAUGAAUGGAGCAGGGGAGGUAAACAAUGGUUGGCUGGAGCCUUUACUGGAGAGAAUCCAAGUGAGGAAAAACGUUGUUGUGGGACCUGUCAUAGAUUACAUCAACUCAGAGACAUUUAAGUAUGAGUUCACCAGCACCAACCAAAGGGCAGUUUUUGACUGGGGUUUAUCUGUAAAAUGGCAACAGCUGACAACUGAAACAGAUAUGAUCUUCAAGAAAACUGAACCUAUUGUAACACCAGUCUUCGAAGGAAAUGUCAUGGCUGUUGAUAGAAAGCACUUUGAGAGGCUUGGCAAGUUUGAUCCUGGUCUGGAAAACUGGGGUGCAGCAAGUCUAGAGCUGUCUUUGAAAUCCUGGAUGUGUGGAGGUACGGUUGAAAUCCUUUCAUGCAGUCAUGUGGGCUUCAUAAAGAAACACAAGAGAUCUGCAACAAAGAAGAGCAACUCUGUCUCUGUUAUAAGGGAUUUACGAAGAGUAGCGGAGGUAUGGCUGGAUGGAUAUAAAAGAUUUUUUUAUGCCAACCGUCCUGCAGCGCGGAUGACUUCCCAUGGCAGUAUGGCUGAGAGGAGGAAGAUGCGGGGUCAGAUGAAAUGCCACUCGUUUAAAUGGUACCUUGAUAACGUCCUCCCGCAGUUAAAGCCCCUGUCUGACGAUGACUUUGUUUAUGGGCGGAUUAGACAAGGGACAGACAUGUGUAUGGACAUUGCUCUUGGACAUGUUCCUGUGCUGGCCAGUCUAAGCCAAUGUUCCGAGGAGAAAAACUCUCAGGAGUGGACUUGGAAGAAGAAGGGGAUGAUCAAGAACCAUGGAAUGUGUCUGACAGCUGACCUAAAGGAGACCCAUGGUUAUGUCCUAAUGCAGUAUUGUAACGGGGCUACUUCACAGCUGUGGUUCAGACAGAAUGAUUUGAUUGUUCAUGAGGUGACCAAGCAGUGUAUUGACAGUCACAAGGCAGAGAUGGGUCUGGUGUUGUCGGAGUGUGAGGAUUUCAUCCAGUCUCAGAGGUGGACCUUGCCAAAGGCGGACGACGUGACCAGUCAGUAGUGGAAGGAGAGGAGGGGGGCUGAUAAUGUGUUAAAAAUAUGAUCAGUCAAUACAUGUAUAGUGGGUUGGGGGGAGGUUACAAAGUGUAAAAGAUGUGACCAGCAUAUACUGUAGAUUCCUUAUUUUACGCGAGUACCUAUUGCCGUGACUCGAUUGUUUUGCAUCAAAUCGUGAGAAUAUAAAAUUGCGAACGCUAAUUUUUUAUCAUAGUUCCUUAUAGUUUACGUCUGUCCAAAAAAUGAAAGGGAGACUCUCACGAUUUUACGUGGAUAUUAAUUCCUUGUGUUUAAUUAGGAAUGUACAGUAGCGGAAGGGGAUGGGGUGACAAUGUGUAAAAAUAUGAUUAGUCAAUAUAUGGGGAAGGGGGGGGGUUU
This is a messenger RNA of Magallana angulata, 2171 nucleotides long. RefSeq names its product inactive polypeptide N-acetylgalactosaminyltransferase-like protein 5. Gene Ontology annotation, cellular component: Golgi apparatus. Lineage: Eukaryota; Metazoa; Mollusca; Bivalvia; Ostreida; Ostreidae. The record is from RefSeq and is a predicted model, not a curated record. Bases 151 to 1797 code for a protein of 548 amino acids. The transcript has 14 exons.